AUGAGAAAGAAGUACGGGAAGCUGAAAGACAUGAACGACCAAAUGUUGAAGAAAUUGGAAGAAGAACAGCAACAAAUCGAUGCCCUGAACAUCAAAAAGGACCAAUUGGAAGAGGAGUUGAUGAUUUCACCGGUAAAGCAGCAAGCAGUCCAUCUGUACGAGCAGCUGAGAUUGUUGGAGAUGAAACGAGAGCAGAUGACCCAGGAGUUGCAAUCCUCACUGAGCCCGCAGCAGGAAAAGGAGAAGCUGCUGAAACAAGUGAAAGAUGACAACAUGGAGAUCGCAUCCAUGGAGAGACAGGCGAGAGAUGUACAGGAGAAAGUGGAGAGGCUGAAUGAAGAGAGCCAACAGCUGGACGUUGACCUUGACAUGAACCAAGGCGAACGCAGUCAGCAAUAUAGAGAACUGAAGCAGAAGGAACAAACUUAUGAAGAAAAUAAGAAACUGCAAGAUAGUUUGAGGAACUUGGAUGAUCUUGAACGAAAGAUGAAGGACGAGUUGAGGACAAUAAAGGAGAAGAUGUCAACAAUGAAGGGAGAUAUUGAGGUCUACAGCGAUAUCGACCAACUGAAGAGAGAUACUGAAGAUAAAAAGAGAAAACUGGAAUCGGACAGAACGGAACUACAAAGAAGACGUGAUGACGUCAGAGAGAUGGUCGAUAAGCUGAGCAGACGUUUUGAAGAAAUUAAAAGUAAACUCAACGAGAAUGACACGCAUGCACAGCUAGUGAAUUUGGAAAGGAAGUGGCAGCAUCUGGAACAGAGCAACUUCGCCAUGAACGAAUGUCAGGAAGGAAUAUUUUGCUUUUUAAUCAAUCAAUUAAUUAAUUAA
Messenger RNA from Helobdella robusta, 831 nucleotides. RefSeq lists its product as hypothetical. Gene Ontology annotation, biological process: intraciliary transport involved in cilium assembly; cilium assembly. NCBI's taxonomy places the organism in Eukaryota, Metazoa, Annelida, Clitellata, Rhynchobdellida, Glossiphoniidae. Gene Ontology annotation, molecular function: beta-tubulin binding. Gene Ontology annotation, cellular component: intraciliary transport particle B; cilium; centrosome. The transcript is spliced from 8 exons. The coding region runs from base 1 to 831 and encodes 276 amino acids. The record is from RefSeq and is a predicted model, not a curated record.